Molecule: messenger RNA, 4651 nt
Organism: Anolis sagrei ordinatus
Lineage: Eukaryota; Metazoa; Chordata; Lepidosauria; Squamata; Anolidae
Gene: TTI1
Product: TELO2 interacting protein 1
Biological process (GO): chromatin remodeling
Cellular component (GO): cytoplasm
Source: RefSeq, a predicted model, not a curated record
GCUCCCUUUUCCCGCACAUGCGCUGCUCUGCCACUUAGGACCUUUUUCGCGCUCUCUCUUCCAUUUGCUCCCCUGCGGGAGAUAUUUCGCUCCGGAAAAAGAGAGAGUUUUACUUCCGGCAUGUGAGUGUCUGCUGUUGCUGCUGCUUCUCCCCAAAGGGAAGGGAAAUGGCUCAACUUCCAGCCAUCCCUGGACAACUCCAAGGCCCAUCAUCCCCUGCAAGGAUUCCUCCUCAGGUUUCAAGAAUGAUGACCUGAGAAGAAGCGUGAGAGACGAGUGACUGGUCCGAGGCCAUGGCCGUCUUUGACACCCCGCAGGAGGCCUUUGGGGCCUUGCGUCCUGUCUGCGUCCAACUGACCAAAGUCCAGACGGUAGAGACAGUGGAGGAGCUGCAGGCCCAACUUCGGAGGGUCAGCGACUCGGCCUUGCAGGAGCUGCAGGAGUACGUCCUCUUCCCGCUGAGGUUCGCCCUCAAGGCCCCCGGUCCCAAACGGGAGCGCCUGGUCCAGAGCGUGGUGCAAUGCAUGGCCUUCCUGUUGUCUUCCACUUGCGUGAAAAAGCCCGACCUCCUCCUCGAGCUCUUCUCCGAACUCUGCCUGUGCCUGGCCUCUCCGUCCGCCCCGAGCCAAGUGGCCUCUUUGUCCGAGGAACUGAAGCACUCCGUGAUCCAGGCCAUCCUGGCUUUGCUGCAUUCGGCGUAUGGCGACGUGGUCAUGUCCUUGUACCAGCCUUCCGCCCUUCCACACUUGGGCUUCGCUGUAUCCUUGCUUCUAUCCUUAGCGGAGCGGGAGAAAGCCAGGCACGUCAAGCUCGAAGCCUUGAAAUGCCUGCAGGCUCUCCUUUUGCAGUGCGACUGCCAGGAGUACCACAGACCUUUAGACGAGGAGGACAGGAGGCGCUGCGGAGACCUCUUUGCCUCUUUCCUCCCUGGGAUCUCCAUCUCUCUUUCCCAAAUCAUUACCGGAGAUACAAAGCAAGGUCACGCAGUGGUCGUCUCGGCCCUGAGGGUCUUCUCUAGAGCAAUCGCUUUGGUCAUGGCGGAUGAAGAGCUGAAACAAAUCCCAGCAGAAGAAGAGGAGGAGGUGAAGAAGAAGAAGCCAGCCUUGGAGGAGAGCAGGAUAUCCCAGCUUGUGGUGCGCAGAGACCCCGAAUGGAGCAAAAGCACUGCGGCCAAACUCUCCAUCCUUAUCAAGAAGGUGGUUGCUUCCGUGUCCGUCCAUCCGCACUGGAAAGCGAGGCAGGAACUGGUUGAAAUGGUUCGCCUCUUGAUGUGGACAUGCAGCCACUCGUUGGCAGAAUCCAUUGGUGAGCUUUUGAAGGCAUUGGUGAGCUUCGUAAACGAUGAAAGAUCCGAAAUCCAGGAUCAGAGCAACGAGGUCCUUAAGAACAUCGCAGCUCAAGGGAUGGUGGCCGACAACAGGCAGCUCACCGACGUCCUUGCAGAAGACCUUCAUUCCUUGGCCACGGCUCUUCCUCGCUUAAUGAACUCCCAGGACGACCAGGGCAAGAUGUCGACCCUGAACCUGCUCCUUGGCUAUUUGAAGCUGUUGGGGCCCAAGGUGAGCGCCGUCCUCAACUCGGCGUCCCAUCUCCAGCGUCUCUCCAAAGCUUUAGUGCAAGUCCUGGAGCUGGAUGUGAAAGACGUGAAGAUCGUGGAGGAGAAGUGUCAGGGUUCAGGAGGCCUGGAAGAACCAGCCAAGGACGGCGUCCAGAGGAAGUACUUCCGGUUCUUCACCGACGAUCGGAUCCUCCCUCUGCUUCAACAUAUCUGCCGGGUUCUCGGCUACUAUGGGAACAUCUAUUUGCUUGUGGACCAUUUCAUGGAUCUCUACGGAGAAUCGGCUUUGUACCGAAAGCAGGCCGCCUUGGUGGUCAACCAACUGGUUGCCGGAGCUGCAGGGUUGGAAGUGCGUGCCCUCCAGGAACGGGAAACGGGACCGAGUGCCGAGGAUCUCAAGGAAGUCGUAGCAUCCAUUUUGGAAGAGUAUGUAGACCAAGCAAACUGGCAUCUGAUCACCACCGCUGAGGUCGAAGAGACCGAUACUGAACCGGCUGUGAAAUAUUCCGGUCUUCUUGCCGUUGCCUCUGAACCGCACCGCCAAGCUCUUCCUCUGUCCGACCCGAAGCCCACCAUCCGUUCCAUGAACAGCAACAUCUGGCAAAUCUGCAUCCAGCUAGAAGGCAUUGGCUGCUUUGCCCAAGCACUGAAGAGGGACUUCCGUUUGCUGUUGCUCUCCGCUUUGUACCCGGUUCUAGAGAAGGCCGGAGACCCCACGUUGCUCAUCGGCCAGGCAGCGCGAAGGACCUUGUCUGAGAUCUGCUGUGCCUGUGGCUAUGGCUCUGUCCCCGAAUUGAUCAACCAGAACGCGGACUACUUGGUGGAUGGGAUCUCCCUGCGGCUGCGACACAUAGCCCACGAGCCCCAUGCCUUGCAGGUCUUGGAAGCCAUGCUCCGGCACUCGGAUGCCAAUGUGCUGCCUUUGGUCCAGGACGUCUUCCAGGACGUUCUGGCCAAGCUGGACCAGUGCCACACUGACCGGGUGUCGUCAUUCCUUGGAGUCAUGCACACACUGAUGCAGAUGCUAGCUUCUUGGUCCAAAGUGGAGCCUCCAGCACGGAAGGACAAGGAGCCAGAAGGUGGACCUUGGGUGGAGGCCACCCAUCCACGUGAGAAAGCCCCUGCCCUGCAGCCCCCAACAGCAAUGGACAUGGAGGAGUUUUUCCAGGAAUAUGUCAAACAGAAGCGGGUUGCAGAGGGCGACCUCUCUGAGUCGGAGGACGAGGAGCAAGAAUUGCUGCUGCCGGAUGGCGAGUUUGAGGCCCGUGAGGAGCAGAGCCGGUUGCCGCUUCGUGCCCAGACGGCCAAAGACAUCAUGGAGAGAUGCAUCCACUUACUCUCCGGGAAGAGCCUCCGUGUCCGACUUAAGGUCCUGGAUGUUCUGGAAUUAUGUGUGGCGGCUCUCAGCGCUCAUGAAAACAUCCUCCUUCCUUUAGCGCAUCGGACGUGGCCUCCUCUCGUUAACCGGCUCACUAACGACGACCCCCUGGCUGUACUCCGAGCCUUUAGGGUGCUGUGUGUCCUGGGAGCCCACUGUGGCAACUUCCUGCGGCCGCGCUUCUCCAAGGACAUCCUUCCCAGGCUGGCCACCUCCCUUGACCGCCAGGCUCCAGUCAGCGCCCGAGCUGGACCCGUCUAUGGCCACACGCUGGCCUUCAAGCUGCAGCUGACGGUGCUCCAGGGCUUGGGCUCCCUCUGCAAAACGCUGGACCUUGGUGAGAAUGAGCUGAAUCAUGUGGCCAGCGUCUGCCUGCCUUACCUGAGCGCCAAGCAGCCGGCAAAACUCCAGGAAGCUUCCUGCAGCGUCUUCCUCUACCUGAUGCAGAUGGACCCCGAUGCCACCUGGCUCUUCCUCUGCAAUGUCUGGUGCCCUCAGGCCUUCCAGCCUCCACAUCCGGACCUGGCGCCCAUUAAACUCCGCGGGAUGGGCAAGAAGCGCCAUGAGUUCACUGACAACGUACAGCGGCUGUUGGAGGAGCUGCAUAGAAGAGAAGGAGGGGGAGAAGAAAGACCCUGAAGGACACCCUUGAGCCGUGGAAGAAGGCAAAGUGGACAAAACACCUGGACCAGAAGGAGGCAGAAGAACCUGAGAAGGACCAGAAAGAGAUGGGGAGGGGGGCUCUGAAAAGGGAAUAAACCAGAGUUACAGAUGGAUGGAGCAACCUCUGAAGGGCUCCACUGGGGAGGGAGUGGUUAGACAUGGUUAUAGAAGGUUCUUUGAACUUUCCUUGAACCUUCUUCAUGGUCUCCAAGCCUAGCAGAUCCUCACCUAUUUUGGAAUACACGUCCACCAUUGUUUACAUUUCUGAGAGUCUUGGUGAUCCUGCUGGCCAAACACUUCCAUGCAAUCCUGCAGUUCUCCCUUAAGAAGAAAGCUCUUAGACUUAGUUGUAAAGGGUUCCUUGAACCUCCAAGGUUAGUCUGUCCUCUAACGCAGUUGCUCCGCAUUGCAGUUAUGGGCAUUUUUGAGCAUCUAGAAGAGUCAUCUGGUCAAAUGUUUCCAUAUAAUUUUGAGGGGACAAAGCUCUUGGAUUUGUUUGCAGAAGGUUCUUGGUGGCCUUCAAGCCUAACAGAUCCUCACCUGCCUUGGAACACAAUUGCUCUGUGUUCUAUAGUGUAUUUCUGAGAGUCUUAGCCAUCCUGCUGGUCAUUGCAACUUUGGUGGUGAAGGGAUCUCAAUUUCUUCCAUUUGGCCCCAAGAUCUUGGCCAUUGAGGGUCAAAAACUGGCUUGAACAACUCAUAUGCUGAGUUGUAACUUCAUAACCACGUGUCCACCAUGUGCAAAAUGCUGUCUUCUUCACUUAAGGCCACUGAUUGCAAGACCUGCCCCAUUGCUCCCAUGAGGACUCGGGGGAUUCUUGUGGAGCAAGAGAAACGCUGGACUGGUUUCUUUCACAAGCAGUUGGCAAAUAGAUAAUGACCUCUGGUCUGCACAACACUUUGUGCAUUAGCCCCUUUGUCAUGCACGGUACCAUCUCGCUCCGCUCCUGUUCAUUUCUCAUGAGCAGUUUUGCAAAUUCUGUACCUCAUUAAUCUCAUUUAUCUUGGCAGUCAUGGGAUACCAACUGUUUCUAAUAACUUUGCCAUUUAAA